UUCCGGUUUAUCUCCCCCUUCGCAGUGUUUAUCAAGUUUCGAGAAAUCGGAGACAAGAUUAUUACAGGAGUCAUGGUAAUGGAUUCAACGUAGAUAAUUUAAAGACUGUGAUCCCAAGGGUGGAUAUUAUUGUAUUUUCCAAAUCACUUAAUCAAGUUAAUGUGACUUUCUUCCAACAACAACCAUAAAAAAAAGUAUUGACAAUUCGGCCGCCAGGUGUCUUGUGUCACGUUGUCAAGUCAUUUUUUGGCUGAUUCGUUUCGGGUUAUAAUAACAUUAGCCAUUUAAGUGCAACUAAACUUAUUUUGUGAAUUAAUCUGCAGGGGCGAUCGCAUUUAAUAACUAAUAGCUUCAAGGUGGAGGUAAUGGCUGCAAAUGGUCGCGGAGGGAUGAGGCCUUCUGGUAGAUCCCCACCUUUUUUGCUCAUCGGUUUGACUGUUGUCUUGUGUAUCGUAGGUUUCAAUUAUUGGAAUGUCUCAUCAAGAAAUAGUCACUUAUCGACGGAUCUAACUGCACUAAAAGAUCAAAUGAGAUCGCAAACAGCAAUGAGAAUUAAUGCAGAGAAAAGAAGUGAAAAUGCAGCAUCCAGAAUAAGAGACUGUGAGGAGAACCAAAGUAGAUUGAAGCAAAUGUUCGAUGAAAAUAAAAUGUCAAUAAAGAAAUCAAAGGAUCGUUUAAACACCAAAGAAUCUGAGUUACAGAGUACUGCUACAGAUCUGAAAAGAUGUCAAGAUGAUAAAGUAGCCUGUGAAGAAGAUAAAAUAGGAAUAAAUGAACAGUUACAUGAAGUACAAGAAAGGCUCACAGAAAAAGAGAAAGAGGUUGCCACUCAACCUAAAUGUGGUUUUGAGGAAUGUAAAGCAGAAAUUGGAAACAUAGUAAAUAUCCUUACUAAUACUAUAGGUAAAGAACCUAUCAAGAAUAGCUUAUUACAGAAUAAUAUUGAUGUUGCUAGCUUAAUGUCGCAGGCUGGAGGUUCAGAUGCAAUUAAACAAGGAUCAAAUUCAGAAAAUUUACAAGGCAACCAGAAUUACCAAGUUCAGCAACCAGGUCAGAUCGAUUCUAGACAGCCAGUUGAUCCCAGUCAGCAUUUUUUUGAAGGUCAAAAUGCAGUAAAUAAUAAUAAUAAUCGGCUGCAAGCAGGUGGAUUCAAUCCUCAGAUCGAUUCUAGACAGCCAGUUGAUCCUAAUCAACAGUUUAUUAAAGGUCAAAAUGCAGUAGAUAAUAAUAAUAAUAAUAAUCAGCUGCAAGCAGGUGGGUUCAAUCGUCCGAUCGAUUCUAGACAGCCAGUCGAUCCCAAUCAACAGUUUAAUAAAGGCCAAAAUACUGUAGACAAUAAUCAGCCACAAGCAGUUCAAGAUAAUCUACAAUAUCCUGGAGGUCAAGGGCAUUCAAAUAACGUAGGCCAGUCUCACCAAGAUCCUGGUAACCAAAAUCAACUACCCCCAGUUAAAUCAGGUCAACCUGACACUGAUCAACAUAUUCCUGCUAAUGCAGAUGGUAAUCAACCUGAACCAAAUCAUGCAAAUCUUGAACAACCUGGAAACAUAGAUCAGCAUGAUCAAGGUGCUAAGGGUCAAUUUCAGCCAAAUCCUGAUCAGAAAGGUCAAUUUCCUGUGAACAAAGGUCAAUCUGCAUCUGAUCCAAAAGAUAAAAGUAAUCCGAGUCAAAUAGCCCAAAAUACAGUUCAAGAGGCACUAAAAGGAAAUACUGGUACAGAACAACAGAUACUGGGUCAAGGACCAGUGAAAGUGGGCCAAGAACAACUGAAAGUGGGUCAAGAACAACUGAGAUCAAGUCAAGAACUAAAACCAGGUCAAGAAGAAAUAAAAAACAGUCAGGAACAAGUAAAAUCAGAUCGAGAAUCAAUUGACACCCCAAAAAAUCCCAUAUCUAAUGCUGAAAGCACUAUUCAUCAACAACAAAACAUGUUACAUGUAUCACAAGAAAAUAAAGUACCUGGAUCUAAUCAGUUAGAAAACAAUAAAACACUAGAAAGUCAAGAACAGCCAAAAUCUCCAACACAGCUACCUAUACCAAAUCAGAUUGAUAAGGGUGGACCAGAAGAAGAUGAAUCUAAAAAGAAUGAUGCUAUUGUUGAUAAGAAAGUCACAGAAAAAUCUCCAGGAAAGGUAGAGAAGAUUGUAGAAGAUAGUUAUAAUACUAUAAACAAACAUGGUGGUGGUUUUAGGGAAAGUAAAAACUUUGAUAAUCAACAACUUUCCCGUUCCCCUGCACUUGAACAACCCAAUAAACCCCUUGAUCCCUUACAUUAUGCUUCUCUUGCUAAAACAUCUGUACCUCAUUCUUCAAAUAUAAAUAUUUUCAAUGGUUCCCCUUAUGAUCAUCGACCGCAUGAUGUUAUGAUUGAACAAAUGGAUAAAGGAAAAGUAAACUUUAAUAUUGAUAAACCCAAUCAUCAGAUAGACGGACCUCUAGAUGAGGCUGUUAUCAAUCCUAGAAGAGAUCAACAAGAUAAAGAUUAUAGUUACGGUGGUGAUGGGGCCGAUGAUGAUGACAAUACUUAUAAGGAUAAAGGACAAGGUGAUAAUGGUUCUAGAAUGAAUCGUGCAAGGGAUGAACCAAGAGAAGACAGUAUAGAUCAACAGAGUAUUGAUGAUGAGGAUAUACCACAACAAUAAUUGUACAUUUAUACCAAUGUUAGUCCUUACUGAUCUUUACAUAACCCCUAUCUGUAACUAUUAAUAGUACAUACAUCUGACCAUUCAGCUGAUCAGCAAUGUGAACCAACAAUAUUGUGAUGUUUCUGAUUAGUUAUCCUUCCCUGGGCCUGCUUUUUACAUUGACUUAGAGAUUGACUAAACACAGAAACAGAUUUUCACUUAGUACCCUGUGUUGUAGACAGUUGUGGGUUUUAAAGAAGUACAAAGAAUUGAUCAGUCUCACAUCAAGCCUAUUGGACCAAUGAAAACUAUUGCCCACACAGUUGCUAUCAAGUGUGGUAAUGGUUACAAAGCUAAUAUUAUGUUCUUUACCAUUGCUUCAGUAAUAUGGCCCACCAUAGACAUAUCACCAAUAGUAAUAGGUUACAGACUGUGGCUAUGCCAAGAUUGUUGAUACUGAUUAUACCAUGGACCUUAUAAUAUUAUAAGGUCCAUGAUUAUACUAACAAAUUACCUUACAAUGAACAAAACUAGUAAUAACUGGAUGUAUUUAAUACAGGGUUUUUUUUUUUUAUAUAAAGUGUAAACACUACACAUUCAUUCUUACUAGCUACCAGAAUCUGUUGAUCUCACCAUCUUUGCUUUAUACCAUGUAUCUUGCUUAGAGGCUAAAUAAUGGUCCCUAAGCACAUACUAAUGCUCAAGUAAUUUAUCAGUCUUUAUUUAGUCUAAAAAUGUUGAAUUUACAUGUGUAACUUGAUAAACUGACAAUAAAACAUUGAACAAUUUGGACAUAUUUUUUAGUGUGUAUUGUACUCAACUGUCAGCACUUUGUUUUUGAUGGCUUCAUAUUUAUCAUAAUGAUGUUAAAUCAAGAUUAUAAUAACACAUUAGGAAUUACCUCGUAUUUACCUGCUUUAGUAAUUUGAGAAUUUUAUAACCUGAUUAAAAUAUACUUAAAAAGAUACUGUGAUUUUUGUAUUUUGUAUAUAUUCAUAAGAAGUAUAUUUUUGAAAAAAUGAACAUGUAAGUAAUUACAUGUAAAUUGUGUUAAAUCAUAUCUAAAUAUUCCUAUCUUUUCAGUCAGUACAUUGUAGAAUGAAUGUUAAAAUGCUUAUUUGCAAAUCUGUGUGUUACAAAGUAACAAAUAUUUUCAAUAAAGAGUAGAAUUUGAAUACAUUUUAUUAAAACUAUGCAAGCUCCUUAAAUUUAUUUUAUUUCCAUUUACUGGUAGUUUUAGAAUUGAAAGUUUAGAUGUAUAUUUUUAAAGUUUCUUAUCAUGUAUUAACAUUCCGUUAUGAUUUGGUUGUAUUGAUAUGUAUUAUUAUGUUUAAUACUGUAAAACAAGAAAUUAACACUCACAAGAAAUUCAUGCAUUAAACAGCUCCAGUGGCAUUAAUUUAUGUCUGCAUUUCUUGGAAGUAGUAUCAGUAGUUUCACAAAUAAAUUUGUCUUCUUGUUAAACAUAACACCCCAUAAAACAAUAUACUAAUUAAUGAGCUAAUCAAUGUCGUAGAUAACAUAACUUUAUUGGUCACCCUGUUCUAAAUUUAGAGAAGAAGAUGCAGCAGCUUGCAUUAAUUUCAAUACAGGUUAAUUUCUUGCCUUACAGUAUGGGGAUAUUCGCCUGGUGACAAUGGAGUGAAAAUGGGAAUUUUGGGUUGCAACACAUGCACUAAAUAAGAAAGUAUCCUGGCACUAACAGGACUGUAAUCUGUCAUUUGAUUGCAAUUCUGUUGAUUUGAAAUGUUCCAGACUAACAGCCAAGCAUUCCCUGUGUUACCCCCAGACAAAUUUAUCAGUCUUGAGCUUCCCCAUUUGAUUGGUCACAAGUCCAGAAGUACUGCAGACCUAUCAAACUGUUAAUAUGGUGUAAGAUCUUAGUUGUCAGGUCAAUCAGCAGUAGUAAUUCCAUUCUUAUCAUGGGUAGAUGACAUAGUAGUGGACUAAGGGGAAGCUCAAGAUAUUUAUCAUACUAUAUGUUUAUUAUUUAUUAAUUGUGUAAGGUGUUGAUGUUUUUGUUUACUGUGGUCCCUCACUUCUAAAUAUGGUUCUCAUCUCACAAUAGUCUGUAAAUAAAGGAUGAUAGAUCUUGAUCAUCUCGUUCAUCCUAAAUGUGCCAUUAUUAUAUCCCCUGUUAAAUUGUGUUUUCUUUAGUUGUAACACGUUUUAACUUUGUUUAUCUUUACUGUUUGCCUUCAAAUUUGAGCAUCUGCUCGGUGGUGAUAACUUGUGACAAAGUCAGUAGUUUUUUUUACUUGGUCAUCUUUUCUGGAAUAACAUCGAUCUCAAAAAAUUCAUCAUGGGAGCAAAUUUUUCAGUAAUAACAUCAAUUCUACUUUCUAAACAACAAAAUUGUUUGAGUCAAACACGGCAAACAAUUUGAUUCUGAACAUUUACUGCAACAUAAAGGUUCUCACAAGUUAUCUUAUGAUCACUGCCAAAGAUUUUGCAAGCAGACAUUUUGACAUCUAUCGCACAUCUAUUGAACAAUAUCAGUGACCUUAAAAAUAUCUUUGAAACUUAUUUUAAAAAAUUUGUUUUGUUUGCCAGUUUUUUCACGAAUUGAAAUACAAUUUAAAAAAUAUAUUUCCUCAACAGUUAAGAACUUAAAUACAUAGCUAUUAAUUGGAAAAUAUAUUCAACCUAUGCAGAUAAUAUAUCUGUUGCUAAAAACAUUUAAUCUUGCAAGAUAUGAAAGAGGAAACCAUAUUCAAUUUCAAAUUUAAAAAAAUUCUGCUAGUAGCUUACAGCAGUCAUAUAAAGGAUUGACAAAAUGUGUUUGUGGCGUAUAGUUAUAUGCAGUUGAUGUUUAAGGAUUUCGUAUGUUAUUUAUUUUUAUCUUACUAACCAACUUCAUUCUAUAUUUUUUUUUCUAUGUCAUAAGAAAUAUACUUUCAGUUAAAAUACAUUUUCAGGUUGCACUAGAUGAUCUUAUUUACCAUGAUUGGAUCAUGUCAUUAAAUUUCAUCUUUAAAUAUUGGUACCCGGUAUUUUUUGUGAGGGAUUAGACAUUGAAUGAUAGAUGGUUUUAUUUAAAUUAAAUGCACCCAGGUGUGGAACUAGAAGGGAGAUUUAGUAAUUUUGUUCCAAUUUGUGCAAUCUGCUGAAAACAAAAUAUUUUCUGGCAUUUAUAAAUUUUGAGAUGUAUUAUAGCUUUAUACUUCAUGUAUAGUGUAUUCAGCACUAUUGGGUAUUGUUUCUUUUAUGUCAUGUAUGUUAUUGUAUUGCUUUUUAACAUGUGGAAAAUAAAUAAAAAUAUUUGGUUGA
This is a messenger RNA of Patella vulgata (common limpet), 5894 nucleotides long. Its product is annotated as homeobox protein 2. The coding region runs from base 366 to 2642 and encodes 758 amino acids. The record is from RefSeq and is a predicted model, not a curated record. The transcript has 8 exons. Lineage: Eukaryota; Metazoa; Mollusca; Gastropoda; Patellidae.